AUGCCCAUGAUAUCCACUCGAUACUUCAUUAAACAGAGCCUCUUCCGGCAUCACUAUACAGUGACCCUCGCCGGUGAUAGACACCUCUACCAUGUCCAUAACUCCCAGUUCACACCCGGCAAACCGGAUUUAACCUUGCACCAAAGUACUGACGCCAAUGGCCCCGUCGCGGGGGUUGUCAAAUUCCGACAUUUCUCCAACGAUGCAGAGAUCGGCCUUGGCGACCCAAAACACGGCGCCAAGGAAGUCUUACAUCGAGAGGGAUUUCUGAAGGCCGCCUAUUGGUUCCGCAUGGCGGUUACAGGCGGUGUUCAGACCUUCACUUGGAAACGCACCCACUCUCUUGGCUCUGGGUCCGAAUGCUAUAAACUCGUCGCGGGGAGUACGCAGACUGUGGUGGCUAUUUUCUCUGCGGGGUCUUUAAUGAAACGAAAUGGAAAUCUGGAUAUCUAUGCGUCGUUGGGUGAAGCGUUUGAUAUGAUGACCCUGCUGACUGGGAUUGCACUGGUUGAAAAAUCCCGACGGCAGACAGCCAGUGCAGGAGCUAGUGGAGGUGGAGGUGGAGGUGGAGGAGGCGGUGGAGGAGGUUGUUAG
Penicillium nucicola is the source of this 594-nucleotide messenger RNA. RefSeq lists its product as uncharacterized. NCBI's taxonomy places the organism in Eukaryota, Fungi, Ascomycota, Eurotiomycetes, Eurotiales, Aspergillaceae. The record is from RefSeq and is a predicted model, not a curated record. Bases 1 to 594 code for a protein of 197 amino acids. The transcript has a single exon.